UUGAAGCCGCAAAGGAACACGGUGUACUCGAAGUUCACGAUAGUUGAAAGGACGGGGUCAGAAGGAGGCGGUGGAGUUGGUGGCGACGUUGGUGCAGACGGCGACAUUGCGUCUUCAACAGCGACGGAGCGUCCGGACGGCCGCGCAGCCCUAGCCGUCACUUCGGGCACCACCACUAAAGCACCUUCCGACGGGGAUCAACUGCUCCUCACUACCCAUAAGCGUAUGGCUGCUCGCGAACGUGUCUUCGGUGGACUAGCACUAUUCUUCUUCCUAUUAUCUCUGUUGUUAUUCAUCGGUUUACUAUACCUCUAUCUCAGCAAUGAAAACGAGGAUAUCUGUAUGACACCUGGCUGUAUACGAACAGGUUAG
This is a messenger RNA of Strongylus vulgaris, 372 nucleotides long. The record is from the annotation of a GenBank genome assembly. NCBI's taxonomy places the organism in Eukaryota, Metazoa, Nematoda, Chromadorea, Rhabditida, Strongylidae.